UAUCUGAAGAGUGAACUAUGAAAAAAGUGUUUAAUUCUUUCCAAUUCGAACCUCGCCAGCGGCACGCGUCCAUAAAGUUCACAUCCGUCCGUCGUCUGGCAGUCUAAAAAUAAAGAGAGCAUAUUUAGUUGUACGAGUAUUUUUCUGAGACACAAACACUGCACCGCAGUGACGCUUUUAUGUGCAAUUUUCGAACUUAUAAUUUGCGUAUCUUAAACAUUUUACGGCCGCGUUUACUGGCACGUAUAUCGCCUAAGGAAAAUAUUAUGCCUGCGGAAGUCGCAACGUUAAGCAACAAGCAUAACAGCAAAUCGUAAAUUACAUGUGACAAAAUAAACCAUAAUUCAUGAACAAACCCACACCACAACUGCGGCAACAACAAGAACAAUGUGUUGCUUUCAUUUGAAGAACUUUAAAUGCGCCAAUUGUGCACUAACCGCACAGCGCUCCAAUACAUUAUCCAAGUCUAGCAACAGUUAAAGCACCGAUAAGACAUCAAUUUGUACUUGUAAAACUACCAAGACUCCACAGCAAGUAUCACAAGAAACGACAAAUAGAGCUAAGACAAGCAUAAGGCGAGCAUAAGCCCAGACAACUGAAAGAACAGAGGAAAGUGAGGAGGAUACUUGGCUGAGAUUGCACAGAAUGCCGCUGCUUGGAGCAGCAGCAGCAUUGCUGCCACGCCCUUUGCCAUUGCUGUUGUUACUCUAUCUAUCGAGUGUUUUCGUGCUGGUCUGUAGUCAGCGUCCAUUGCUCUUCAAUCACACUCUCAAUGCGCUGCCCAUGUCCCAGCAUAACUAUGUGGGCUCCUCCACUCUGCCCGGCAAGCAGCUGCGCAACGGUCGCACACACGAGCAGCCGCUGCCCCUGCCCGGACCCACAAUCCCCUCGCUGGCACAGCCUGUGCAACGGGGUGUGGCCAUCUACGAUGACUACGAGACGGAAUUAGGCGGCACCCGUGUUCCGCCAGGCAAUCGUCGUGACAAUCGACGCAUUAAGAAUCUGGCCAGUCUGAAUGCUGGUGCACUGCCGCGCCCAGAACGCGGCAACGGGCGACGUGGCAUGGAAUCAUUGCGUAAGGAGCUGAUGAAACCAUCGGUGGGUGGUCCCGGCGGUGGCAUCUCCGGCAGUAGCGCCGGCUAUCCGUCGUACUCGGCCACCUCAUCUAUUGGAAAAAUCGAUGGUUUGGGUGGCAUUGGAUCGGCAAAUCGCUACGGUGAACAACUACGUCCACCCAAUUCAGCGGCAGCGGCAGCAGCAGCUAUGACAGCUCAGAGUCCACUCUCAACACGGCUUCCGCCACUCUAUGGGGGCGCUGAGACCGGAGAUGUGAAGCCAAUGCGCUACACACCGCGCAGGAACUCCAUUAGUGAGUUGUGGAAGCUCAAGAAUCGUCUGCACAACGGACAGGCAGACGAGCCAGCUGGUGGUGUGACACACGGCAAUCUGGAGGGUGAUGUAGAGCCGGGGCAUUUGGAUCCUAUACAGGAAAUUAAGGAACGCAUACGUGAUACUGCGCCCAAGCCUAAUACUUAUGCUCCACAUACGGAAUCUACGCCGUCUUCGGAAAUUGAAUAUAUGCUUGGCGUAAAAUGCAAGUUUGAAAACGUCUGCGCUUGGGCUUGGACCGAAAAUCUAACCGAUGGUUUUCAAGUCAUUAGCGGCACAGAGCUAGCCCAAAAGAAUAUGACGGGUCUGUUGCCAGGUCCUAUAGCAGAUAGCAUUGAUGAUGCGAAUGGUCACUUCCUAUACGCACGCGUCUUGCCCACAACCAAGCAACUGAAUCUCACCUCGCCAGCGUUUAGCACCACCAUGGAGAAGUGCUUCCUCGAGGUGUACAUGCACCAGAGCGACAUGAGUCAUGGAUUAUCGCGUGUGGUCGUUGAACCAACGGAUUCCCAUGAGAGUAGCUGGGUGCCAGCUGAAAUACAAGGCGACAACUUUCGCCAGUGGACACGGAAAUUCUUUCGCAUUGGUCGCAUUUCCCGGGAGUUUCGUCUGGUUUUUGAAAUUGUACCCGAGCUGAAGCCCGGCCAGAAGGGUCAUGUGGCGCUCGACAAUCUGCGUAUGGUCAACUGCUUUCGGGAGGGUGCAAAGUCUGAAAAGUGCAGCACAUCACAAGUCAAGUGCAUGUCCAACAAAGUACCAGUCUGUAUUCCACUACCGCGUAUCUGCGACAUUACUCGAGACUGUGAUGAUGCCGAGGACGAGUUGCAAAGUUGCGAUAAAAUACCUUAUGGCGGACGCUGCGAUUUUGAAGAAGACUGGUGCGGAUGGCGGGAUUCAGGCAAAACAACGUUGACCUGGUCAAGACAUACCGGCUCGUCGCCGACCCACGAUACAGGACCGGAUGGCGACCACACACAGCAACAUCUGUUAAAUAGCACUGGUGGCUAUUAUAUGCUCGUUAACAUGAAUCAGCAUGUAAACGACACUGAGAAAAACUCCAUUAUUGGCUUUGCCAGCAAUGCCAUCAUGCUAAGCAAGACCUUUAACCCUCCACCGUCCGUACAUGGGAACCCUGACUCACCCUAUCGGAAUUCGUGUGUAGUACGCUUUUAUAUACAUCAGUUCGGAAAAAACCCAGGCAGCAUUAAUCUGUCUGUGGUCGAGAUGAAAGAGAAGGAGAAUAUAACGACUACGUUAUGGUGGAGCUCCAAGAACCAGGGCAGUGAUUGGUUGCGAGCUGAAUACGUUUUACCGAAUAUUACAUCGAAAUACUAUCUACAGUUCGAAGCACGUAUGGGCAUGCGGAUUUUCUCUGAUGUGGCAGUCGAUGACUUCUCAUUGAGUCCAGAAUGCUUUGGACUGAACAUACCCGAAGAGCAUCUCAAUGGCUACAACUAUUGGGAUGUGCGCCAUUAUCUGAAGAAACCCAGUCAUCAUGAUUUCGAACACACUAAUUAUCUUGAACUGACUAGCUGCGAUACACGAGGUAUGAUAGGACCGACACAGCUGCAAUGCGAGUCCUCGUAUCGGGAGCAAAAUAAGACGCAUGUCCUGCGCGAGGUGCAUGUGGUGGAGGACCAGAGCACCUACAAAGGCAUGCAAAAGUGGAAGGUGCCUAAUGAAGGACACUACACCAUUAUUGCCAAAGGCGCAAGCGGCGGCUUGGGCUCUGGUGGUGUGGGCUCUUCACGUGGCGCUGUUGCAGUUGCUGUACUAGAGCUACAUAAGAAUGAGGAACUGUACUUCCUAGUGGGCCAGCAGGGUGAGAAUGCAUGCAUCAAGUCCAUGGGUACACACAAGGAGGCCGGUUGCGGAGCAGAGCAUGCUGACGUUGACCUAAGUCAAUACAGUUUUCGCUCUAAACAGGACAUGGUCAAGAACAUUUAUAUUGAAAAUGGCGCUGGCGGAGGUGGUGGCGGUUCCUUCAUUUUCUUGCUCAACCAGGCCAAGAACGAGGCAGUGCCACUUCUUGUAGCCGGUGGCGGUGGAGGUCUGGGGAUAGGUCAAUACAUCGACGAAGACUUUCAGCAUGGGCAGACGGCAAAGCCGCUACAGGCACCAGAAAGCGGGCAAAUCAAUGGUGAACCACUAAACAAGAAAACUGCUGGACCCGGAGGUGGCUGGCGUGCAAAGGAGGAUCAAGCGCUGAGCCCCACCUAUGGUGCUGCCCUGCUGCAGGGCGGGCGUGGUGGCCAUUCGUGCUACGUGGAGCUGGCAGACAAUGGCUCAACCGUCCAUAGACAUGGUCAGGGUGGCUUUGGUGGAGGCGGUGGCGGAUGCAACACCGGCGGUGGCGGAGGUGGCUAUGCUGGUGGCGAUGUCUACCUCAACGAGUCAAAUGGUGAAGGCGGUAGUUCCUUCAUCAGCAGCAGUCGCAGCCUGCGUGACUUUAGCACCAUUUAUGCGGGUGCUAGUACUGGCGCCGGAUCCAUUAUAAUAAUCCCUGCUAUUGAAGGAUGUGGCUGUGAUUAUCGCUGCGUGGCCAUAGAUGAGUUCAGAUCCUCAGUGCGAUGCAUUUGCCCUGAUGGCUGGACUUUGAAGAAGGAUAACAAUACGGCUUGUGAAAUACACGAAGAGAGCGGAAAAUCAUCUUUCGAGUAUUUGGUUGCAUGCCUUGUCUUCUCGCUGGCCGUGCUCUUCACCUGUAUUGGCGGACUUAUCUUUAUGCUCUAUAAUCGCUAUCAACGUAAAAAGCAAGCCAAAUUACGCCACAAGAUGCUCGUAGAGCAGGAUUUGCAGCUCAGCCGCCUGCGCCACAACAUCGACGACUCCAAUUUGAACAACUUUAAUCCCAAUUAUGGAUGCGAUGGCAUACUCAACGGUCACAUCGACGUCAACAGUCUGCCGGGAGUGGCCCGCGAGAGUUUGCAGCUGGUCAAUGCUUUGGGCAAGGGCGCCUUUGGCGAAGUGUAUUUAGCACUGUAUCGCCAUCGUGAUGGUGAUGCCGUUGAAAUGCCUGUAGCAGUCAAAACAUUGCGGGAGGAUCCAAAGCGUGAGAAGGAAGAGGACUUUCUCAAAGAGGCUGCUAUUAUGGCUAAGUUCAAUCAUCCGAAUAUGGUGCAUUUGAUCGGCGUCUGUUUUGAUCGUCAGCCCUACUACAUAGUACUGGAACUUCUGGCCGGUGGGGAUUUGCAAAAAUUCCUGCGCGAAAACCGCAACACACCCGAGCGUCCCUCCUUGCUAACUAUGAAGGAUCUGCUUUUCUGUGCCUUGGACGUGGCCAAGGGCUGCCGCUAUAUGGAAAGCAAGCGCUUCAUACAUCGGGACAUUGCAGCGCGCAAUUGCCUACUUAGUAGCAAGGGGCCCGGACGUGUAGUCAAGAUUGCGGACUUCGGCAUGUCCCGCGACAUUUAUCGCUCAGACUACUAUCGCAAGGGGGGCAAGGCUAUGUUGCCAAUUAAAUGGAUGCCUCCCGAAGCCUUCCUUGAUGGUAUAUUUACGUCCAAGACGGAUGUAUGGUCCUUUGGCAUCUUGCUCUGGGAAGUUUUCUCUUUAGGACGCUCCCCCUAUCCCGGUCAACAUAAUACGCAAGUCAUGGAGCUUGUAGUACGCGGCGGACGCUUGGGCUCACCAACAGAAUGCCCCGUGUCCAUUUAUAAGAUCAUGGCCGAUUGCUGGAACCCCACGCCCGAGGACCGACCAACGUUCACAAGUCUGCUGGAGCAUUUGACUGCAUGCUCGCAGGAUCCGACUAUCAUGAAUGCACCACUACCCAACAUACUUGGUUCCACGGCUUCGGAGCGGGAUGAUACUGUGAUCCGACCACCAAAUGGCGAGGAGUUCUGUCUGGCGGUUCCAGACUAUUUGGUCCCUCUACCGGGCAAUGGAGCAGCCGUUGCAGCUAGUGGAGCCAAUUAUGGGCCGGCACAGCGACACCAGCAUGCGUGCACCCCCCCAGCCGUUACGUCACCCGCAGCGCCCAAGAUGCCUCCUGGUGCGCAGGCACAGCCCAACGACGGUGCCGACUGCUGGGAAACUUCUUUCAUAUUGCCCAACUCGAAAAGCGAUCAACCGCUGCUAAAUGGCACAGCCAUAACAACAAAUGCGUUGGGGUGCAAUAAAACUCUUGACCCUCAAGGAAACUUACAGGCUCUGACAUCAACCGCUGCUUCGCCAACCAUGACACCCAUAAAUCGAUCGCCUACGCACAGUGACGAGGCCAAGCUCAUUAGUCUCGAUACGCCGCAGGCCACGCCAACAACCAUACAGCCUCCACUAUCGUUUGCCUCACAGCUGGACGGGAUUACGCUCGAUCCGGCAGCGCUCUCCAAGAGCGUGCAGCAGCAGCAGCAACAGCAGGCGCAGGCGCAGGCCAAUGGCAGCAGCAAGUCCUAUGCCAACGUACAGGUGAAGAACGCUGUGGUGGAACCCGAAAAACUCAACGGAUCGCUGCCAAAUGGCGACCUACCUCAGGCCGCUGCGACCACAACGAUGACAGCAAAUGGUUCACCAUUUACCAUACAGGGAUAUGCAGAUCGCUACAAGGACAACAACAAUCAUUCCGAAAUCAGCUGUUAGAGUUUAGUUUUCGAUUGUGUGCGAUUUCAUUGGGGAAUGACUUUGAAAACAGACCAAAAGUUUGCUGUCUCUUGCUUUUGCUAAUGGACAUGAGCAGAAAAUGGUGUUUGAUCAUGAAGUUAUCCAUCAGCCUGAAUUUAACAUUCAUGAAGGCCCUGUUGGCUGCAAAAGCCAAAGUCAAAACAAAAAAACAUAAUUAAAAGAAAAAGAAAUCGAGUGAGAAGUUCGCAAAAAUUGUAUUGUAAUAAAAAUAUUAAUUUUUAUCACAUUAACGUAUAUGGAACUUAGUUAAUUUUUGUAAGACGUUAGUUUGCCAAUGCGAGAGGUUGUAUAUAAAUUAAAUGUAUUUUUCAUUUUAAAUUUAUACCAAAAAAUCGUCAUUAUGUACAUCGUUGGGUUUCUUUGUUAUCAUUUUAUUUUACGUUAUUUCAUUUAAGCUAAUGACUGAAUGCUAAACAAUAUUCCUAAAUGAAAAUUUGCUUACUGGCAUACACAUUUUUUUAUAUACAAGCAACAAACACAGUCCAAAAAUACAAGAAACGCAACCCAAAUGAUAUAUAAACAAAGAAUUAAUUCAGUGCUCAACACAAAGAGUAUAGUCAUUUAUUUUUUAAAUAUAUAUUCAAUACUUAAUUUAAAUUUAACAAAACAAAAAACAAUACUUGUAGAACAUGAAGCGCCAUAUUCAAGUAUUUAAUGUAUUUCUUAAUA
Scaptodrosophila lebanonensis is the source of this 6678-nucleotide messenger RNA. RefSeq names its product ALK tyrosine kinase receptor (gene Alk). The record is from RefSeq and is a predicted model, not a curated record. The transcript has 10 exons. Gene Ontology annotation, biological process: regulation of neuron differentiation; multicellular organism development; positive regulation of kinase activity. The coding region runs from base 646 to 5967 and encodes 1773 amino acids. Gene Ontology annotation, cellular component: membrane; signaling receptor complex. Gene Ontology annotation, molecular function: transmembrane receptor protein tyrosine kinase activity; ATP binding; protein binding. NCBI's taxonomy places the organism in Eukaryota, Metazoa, Arthropoda, Insecta, Diptera, Drosophilidae.